This is a messenger RNA of Salarias fasciatus (jewelled blenny), 3841 nucleotides long. It is a transcript of the gene scamp5a, whose product is annotated as secretory carrier membrane protein 5a. Gene Ontology annotation, biological process: protein transport. The record is from RefSeq and is a predicted model, not a curated record. Gene Ontology annotation, cellular component: recycling endosome membrane; trans-Golgi network membrane. The transcript has 7 exons. NCBI's taxonomy places the organism in Eukaryota, Metazoa, Chordata, Actinopteri, Blenniiformes, Blenniidae. The coding region runs from base 291 to 983 and encodes 230 amino acids.
ACAACCCAGCCGAGAGGGGGGGCAGCGUGUGCGUAAAGAAAAGACCUGACGUCACGUGACCGCCUCUUACUCCCGAGCUCAUCCUUUGAGGAAUAACGCCACAUAUUUGUCUGCACGGCGCCGGAUCUGUCUGUUUUCGUGCAGAUUGAAUCAUAGGAUGCAAUUUAAAGGACCGGGGCGACUCUAGUUACCCGCUCGGACUGAACUGGAGGCGAGUUUGGCUUCUCAAGGCAGCCCAGAUUGAAGCCCGUGACCUGUUUGCAAGAGGGGGACAACACUGAGUGGUGAUCAUGGCAGAAAACAACUUCCCUCCCCUGCCUCGAUUCAUCCCCCUGAAGCCAUGUUUUUACCAAGACUUCAAUGAGAUCCCAGACCAGCGUCGCACCAUGUGCAAGAGGCUUUACUAUCUCUGGAUCUUGAACAGCGCCACAUUAGCCGUUAAUCUGAUCGGCUGUCUGGCCUGGAUGUGUGGCGGCGGCGGAGCCACCAACUUCGGCAUGGCCAUCCUGUGGCUCAUCCUCUUCACCCCCUGUUCGUACGUGUGCUGGUUCAGGCCCAUCUACAAGGCUUUCAAGACCGACAGCUCUUUCAACUUCAUGGCUUUCUUCUUCGUCUUCAUGGCCCAGGUGGUGAUCAGUAUUAUCCAGACUGUUGGCAUUCCAGGUUGGGGAGUGUGCGGCUGGCUGGCCACCAUCACCUUCUUCAGCACCAACAUCGGCUCGGCUGUGGUCAUGCUGAUUCCCACCGUCAUGUUCACUGCCGUGGCAGUGCUCUCCUUCAUCGCCCUCACAAAGGUCCACAACUUCUACCGCGGCAGCGGCGGCAGCCUGGGUAAGGCCCAGGAGGAGUGGGCCACGGGGGCCUGGAAGAACCCGCACGUCCAGCAGGCGGCCCAGCAGGCGGCCAUGGGCGCGGCGCAGGGGGCCAUGCAGCAGAACCAGUACUCGGCGGCUCCCACCUACAACUACGACGACCCGAUGUAGGGCAGACGGCGGAGUGGGAGAGCUAAAAAAGGGAUCAAUUGAGAGCGGAAUUCAGAAUUAGGUGCCCUUCAUUAAAACACUGUACAAGCUGAAUUCAAUCAGAACAAAAGUCAUGCGUUAGAUGGAAAUGUACAUUUACCGUAUUUUGACACACGUGGGAUUCAUUGAUUUCAUUCAGUUUAAUUUUUUUUUUUUCAAUCAGCAGACGGUUUUCAAACAGCUGCUGUUCAUGCUGUUUUGUGCUGUUCAGUUGUGCGACUGUUGCUUUCAGAAACACCUAUUUAUAUCUCAAACCAAUCCUCUCAACUCCAUGGGUUUAUUUAUUGAGGCUCGUCUGUCUUCUUUCAGGUACUGGAACAGCUAAAUUGUAACGAGUGUUUACUUUUUCAGCCUUACAGGUCACCAAAUGCUCAACAAAUGUGUUUCUCAGCUGAUGUUUUGUGCUGUUUUACUCCCUCACAUAUUUAAAAUGUCCAGAUCCUCCGUCUGUGAGACAGUUUGACAGUUUCAUCCAGAUUAAUGUUUUUACUUUUUGGCGCGAGUGAAGGUCUUUACAUACGCAGCGGGACUUGAAGUACAUGCAAAAGCAUAUUUGUCUUUUACACAUAUGCAACAUCUUCUUAUGAAUUUGUGCUUUUAAGACAUUUAUUUUCACAGGAGACUAAACGUUUGAAAUAUUUUGCCCCUGAAGUGAACACAUUGAACCAAAUCAGUGAGUGGGUUUGUUUAAUCUUGAUUCCAUUUCAAGGCAGUAUAACAAUAAAAAAUAUACAAAGAUAACUUGAAAAGAUGAAAUUAGAGAGGAAUGUAGCGUUUGUUUAAAGCUCAUUCUGUAACCUGCCGACACAUUUUCAGCAUAGACAUGAUGGUGGGACUGUUGGCACUCAGCAAGAAAGCAAAUAUUGCCAAACUGCUUUUUUUUUUGGGCCUUUUUUUCACCCUAAAAACAAAAAAAAGGCCAAAUGUGUACUUUAUUUCCUCAUGAACCAACAAUAUUGUUUUAGAAUUUUGUGUUUUUGACCAGUAGAGAACUACAGUCAGCUUUUAAAAAGUUUAAAACAUUUGUAGUUUUGGUUUUGGUGACCUGUUUUUUUCCUCCUUUCUUGAGCGACGUUUCGGUUUAAACGGUCUUUUUUACAUUCUCAGGAAAGAUGUGAUCGCUGUUUAUAAAUGUUACCUGUGAAGCCCUCAGAAAGCCAACAUGUCGGGUUUUCGUCUAUUUUAUUUUACCCAUCUAUGAUGUUCGUAUCUGGUCAGUGAAAUUGAUGUUUUCUGUGAUUUUUUUUAAUAUAUAUGUCAAAGUAAAGCACACACACUAUUUGAAGAUUGCAUUUUAUUGGAUAAACAUUCCAAAUCAGCGUUGUACAGGUCAAAAAUCGAUACCAAAACAGGUCGGACAUACAGUGAAUAGUAGUAAUACUUGUCGUAGGUGCUCAUAACAUUGUAUGCAGUGAUGGAUGUUUCCCCCCCUUUUUGGCAAAUCCUCCCACUUCCCCCCCCUCCUACAUGUAAAUGCUUGAAAUGACUACUUGUCUCUGAAGUUCUGGAUUUCAGGCCUUUAGUGCGUCAUUUUGUGGCUGUUGGUGUUAAUCUAUGACUUGGUGUAAUAUGAUACUUGUAUAAAAGAAAAAUAGAAUAUUAAAUUUAAGCUGAUUAUUUCUGGGACAGGUGUGUGUGUGAAGCCCCGACGGUGUUGACCUCGGCGAGCACGGCCUCGGGCCUGGCGUCACUUUCGAUUCCUCUUUGAGAACUUAUUCAACGUUCAUUAGGUGGUUAUUGCAGUAAAACAGUAUUAGACUUGAAACCGAUGUGAAGACUCGUAUGCUCGUUAUUUCAAACAAAAAAUGUGACUCGUCUUGUCUGAUUGUGAUGACGUGGUAUUCAAUAGGCUGUCGUUUUACUUUUUUUUUUGGUUUUUGUACCCAGAAUAUUUUCUUUUUCGUUGUAUUUGGGAUGAUGUGUGGAUGAAUCUGAAGCACAUGUUUGUUGUGUCUUUCCAUGGCUGUGAGUUCUUUUUUUUUUUAAUGUUUUUUUUUUUCUUUUUUCUAAACUGUAACAAGCGUUUGCGCUGGGAUACAUGCUGACAUCCGUGCAAACUAAAUUCACAGUGGAGCAAUACUAACAUAAAUAUAUUAAACAGAACAGUUACUCAAACUAAACUAACCAUACUUUAAUUAAUUUGUGAGCAGCCACAUCAACGCGGUCCGGUGAGCUGAUGGGGGGGGGUCAAAGGGGUCUUGUGACUCCGACUGUGGGGUCCUGUUGUGCAGGCUCAGUAAAUAGGAGAUCUUUAGGCCUGUUCACAAGCUGGAAACCGCCCGUAUGAUUUUACAACUGCGUUACAUUUUCACCAGCAGAGGCACAUACAGUAGAGACGAAGCAGAGCCCUGUAACCAGUGCCGUACGUCCCUCCGCUCACCUGGAGACAAAAUGCACAGCUCAUCAUUUCUGUUGAGUUCGAAAGUUUUUUGCACAUCAACAACAGACAUGCUCCGUCGAUCUCAACCUUGUACCAAAUGUACAUAUAGCGCACAGUUAGUGUGAAAACGUGAAACUCCAGCCGUGCCGUCGGACAGACGACACUCUGGAUUUCAUGUCGCUGUAUCAAAGCUUCCGAAAGCCAUUUCCCAUCCCCCGCCUCACACCCCCACACGUACUGUAUGUUGUUUGAAAUGUAUUAUCAUGUACUAUAUCAUAGCUAGAUAUGAAUAUAUAACAACUGGAGGUGAGGUCCACAUUUGCCAGGUGAACGAGGGGGCUGUGUCUCCGCGGGUGACGGAAAUGAGGAAUACAUUUUUGUGUAUUACUUUUGUAUUAUUUGGUCUUAUCCUAAUAGAUAUUAAAUAGUUCUUGUUGCA